AUGUCGUCCAUGGACUAUUGUCUAUACAGCUAUAGUGAUCUGCCCCUAGAGAUUGUGCUGCAUAUAUAUAAAUAUCUGGGGUAUUCGGAUUUAUUGGCAGCUGGCACGACUUGUCAACGUUGGCGAAGCGCUCUAUAUCAUACGGAAUUCCUAGCACGCACACGUGUUCGUUUCUCUAAGAUAGUUUUAUCGGAUCAACACAGUCCUGCAUUGGACUUGAUGCGAUGUGAACGACGUUUUCGUCAUUUUCUAUUCGAGGAUGUGACGCUGGGUCAGGUGCAGGAACUGAUGACAUUCAUCGGAGAGUCGGCGCACUCCUUGAGCCUAGAUAAUGUGGACUUGAAUGAUAAACAAUUCUAUGGCAUUUUAAGCCUGUUGCCUCAUUUGCAAAUACUUUCUGUGACACGCUGUUUGCCUUUAUUUAUGUCCGCCACGUUUUUGGAUAGCAAUUCGUGUGAUUUGAAUGAAAUCUCGGCUAAUUUGUUAAGCAUCAAAGAGUUGACUAUAUGCAAAAAUCAAUAUCUAACCGAUGCCAUACUGCUAAGACUAACAGCUUUAAUGCCCAAUUUGGAAUUGUUGAAUAUGUCCGGCUGCCAAAUUUCCUUUCACAAUGCAAUCCAUCGACGCUUCUAUCCUAAUGAGCCAAGCACGCCCAGUGAAUCGGUGCUGACAUUCAAAUACAUACAAAAUGUGCUCAGCCAGCAGCGGAGACUUCUACACACGCUCGACUUUAGUCACACGCUCAUCGGACACUCGCUGAUGGCUCUCUGUGAGCUAACGAAGACCGAUGAGCAUGCUCAGCCCGGGCUGCAGCUGCGACGUCUGUAUUUGGCCGGCUGCAGGCAAUUGAAUGCGUCGACCAUACGCAGCUUUCUCUGCACUCAAUCUCAAUUGAGUGUUCUGGAUCUAUCGUCUACGAUGUGCCUGAAUGAUGACUGCUUAGCGGUAAUUGUUCAGGCAAAUCCCCUCCUGCAGGAUCUGAAGAUAAAUGCCUGUUCCGGCAUCUCAAAUACAGGCGCUGCAAAUUUACGUAAUUUGUCUCGAUUGCGCCUGCUCGAUAUAUCCAAUUGUGAUGGCAUCAACAGCAGCGGCAUUAUAGACGGCAUUGCCCGGACAGAGAAUAAUGUGCUCCAGGAGCUAAACGUCUCUUACCUGACAAUAUGUGAGGAGUCCAUCAAGUCUAUAGCAAGAAAUCUACACGCUCUACGCUCCCUUCAUCUCAACCAUUGCGUCAACGCUGUCACAGAUGAGGUAAUGCAGCUCAUAAUCAAUCACCUAUGCUGGCUAAGAGAGCUCUCGCUUGAAAGCUGUUGUCGGCUAACCGAUGCCGCUUUGACUGGGAUCAAUAUAGCUAAGCUGGAACUGAAUCGCAGCUCUGCUAUAGGAAAUUUUUACCCACCGUCCGAUGGAUUCAGCGGCUCAUUGCAGUCGAUCAAGAUAUCGUUGCGCAGCAAGGCUGAGGAGGAGAUUGUACGGGAUGCGAAACGUAAGCAGGCAAUGUUUGCGGCCUACGAAAUGAAUCUGAUCAACGAGGAGGACUUCGAAGGUCACAAUAUACAAGAACUGCGUGGAUUGCGAUCCCUCAAUCUGCGCGGCUGUAAUAAAAUAAGUGAUGUCUCCCUUAAAUAUGGCCUUAAGCACAUAGAGCUGAACAAGCUUUUGCUCUCGAAUUGCCAACAGAUAUCGCUGUUGGGCAUGGAUGCCUUAGUUAAUAACUGCCCAGCCAUUGAGGUGCUCGAUCUAUCCGAUUGUUAUAACAUCAGUGAUCAGGGCAUUAAGAUAAUUACGGAGAAGCUGCAACGGCUGCGGUCCCUGGACAUCAGCGGCUGCAGCCAGUUGACGGAUCACACGAUCGACGCUAUAAUUGUGAACUGUGAAUGUCUGGAGACUCUGUCCAUAUAUCGCUGUCGUCGGAUGUAUACGGAUAUUGAGGAUCGCUUGUCGGGCGUUCGGACACUUCGCAAUUUGCACAUGGACAAUAUGAAUAACAUCGAUAAUGCCGAAUUCUUUCGCUUGAAGAAACGACUCGAUUGCUGAUAUUUUGUUGCAAUUUUCGUUGUAUUUAUACUGUAUUAUUUUCAAUUGUACAAUUUUCGCUAGUCAAGUUAGCCUAAGAGGCAAAUCGAAUUGAAUAUAAAAUACAUUAUAUAAAUGGCACUUCUAUAGUAUACAUA
This is a messenger RNA of Drosophila hydei, 2174 nucleotides long. RefSeq names its product dynein regulatory complex subunit 6. Bases 1 to 2037 code for a protein of 678 amino acids. The transcript has 3 exons. Gene Ontology annotation, cellular component: SCF ubiquitin ligase complex. NCBI's taxonomy places the organism in Eukaryota, Metazoa, Arthropoda, Insecta, Diptera, Drosophilidae. Gene Ontology annotation, molecular function: protein binding. The record is from RefSeq and is a predicted model, not a curated record. Gene Ontology annotation, biological process: SCF-dependent proteasomal ubiquitin-dependent protein catabolic process.